Messenger RNA from Cavenderia fasciculata, 927 nucleotides. RefSeq lists its product as uncharacterized. The record is from RefSeq and is a predicted model, not a curated record. The coding region runs from base 1 to 927 and encodes 308 amino acids. Lineage: Eukaryota; Evosea; Eumycetozoa; Acytosteliales; Cavenderiaceae. The transcript has 2 exons.
AUGUCAAAUACAAAUACAGAUACAGAUACGGAUACAGAUACAGAUACAACAAUGGACGAAUUUGAGUUCAGGAUGCAAAUUCACGGUCCGUUUGACGAUUUGCUCACAGGAACCGCAUUAAAUCAAGACCAUCAAACACCGCCAUUUGCUGACAAAGAUAUGUCCUUCACUCCUCAAUCAGAUAUGUUAUUGGUCACCACACCCCUGGGAUCAUUAGAUGUCAACCAACAAGGACCAUUACCAAACGAUCAGUUUAUACCGGUUGGCAUUUUCCCACAGAUAUCAAUAGACAACAUUUAUCAAGAUAGUGGGAUGGAACCAACCAGCGCUUAUCAAGACAACCAAAUGGCAUUCGCUGGCUGCUAUCAAGACUCCCGUUUGUUAGGCACCGAUCUAGUUAGCCAAGCCCCAUUGGCCCCUUACCAAGAUAAUGAAGUUCAGACCCCAGAAAUUAAGGUUACAAAAGCAUUAAGAUGGUUUAAACUAAUAGUGGAUGCACAAUGUUUUUAUGGCAUCGAUCCAAAUGAACAGUUUCCAAAACCCACUUUAGAGACGAUCUGUUCCUUGAUCAAGCAAUUUGAAGAUUUCCAGCUUCUAUUAGAAUCCUCAAAAGCUUUUAUUAGUGAGGAAUCUUAUAAAAGCAGAAAAACCAGAAAUGAGAAUAUUCUUUUGGCCAAGAUACUUGUUAAUCUCAAGGCUCUCAAGCCAGCACCUCUUGACAGCCCAACCAGAGAGUCUAUAAAAAAGGAAUUGAUAGAGCUGAGAGCCACCACCCCACAAUUGGCCACCACUGUUAAAAGGGAGAUAGCCAAAAAAUAUAAUAUUUCUUUGAGUGUUGUUCUCAAUUUAUACAAGAAUACCUUUAAUACAAGCAGAAAAGCCAAUCCCCAAAAUGCUCCGAAAGCCGUCAAAGUAUUGAAUAAAUAA